UUGCUCGAGAUGUUUCUUCAAGCUGCGAGGGGGAGCUCGUUGCUGCUGUUGCUGGUGGUUCUAUGGCUGGAGGUGAGCCAUGCUUGGACACCGCGGGAACCAGAGAACGUGUUCUGCUACUCCACUGCUGGCGGGUCUGCGGGGAGAGGCGGAGAGAUAGUUCCUGGUCGCUGUGGGGAGACGUGCAGCGCGAGAGUGGACAAGCAUCAGUGGCUUGGCUGGCUGGGCGUCAUUGUCGCUGUCUUAUUUCUAGGGAGCACUUACGUUGUUGUGAAGCAAUUCGAUUCUGCCGAUGGCAUGUUCUUUCAGUGGGUGUUGUGUAUUGGAAUAUGGAUGGUGGGUCUGGUGGUUAACAUGACUCGAUACCAACCGCCUUUCUUCCUCCCCUCCCUCAUUGCUGGCCUCCUCUGGUCUGUAGGUAAUGUAUUGGUGGUACCGAUAGUGAAGCUGAUAGGAUUAGCUGUGGGAAUGACGCUAUGGAGUAUGGCUACUCUCGUCUCAGGCUGGAUUGCUGGCGUCUUCAUAUUUGAUCAGGAGCUUCGCUGUGCACCUCUCAAUUAUGUCGGAGUUGCAAUCAUUAUCACCAGUGCUCUUAUGCUGAUGUUUGUUCGCAGUGACGGGAAGAACCAACCAAACAGCAGGCUCACUAUUCAGUCAACCAAAUCAGUUCUAGAUAACUCCAUUGACACUCUACUCAGCAAUAGACCAAGAGAAACCAAGGAUUGGGUCGAGAAGCUGGGUGCUUGGCCAAGAAGAGUAUUGGGAGUCUCUGCUGCUAUGCUGGCUGGCUGCAUAUUCGGAGGCCAGUUUAUUCCCAUUGAAUACCUGAAACUCUGCAAUGAUCCGGAGCACUCGUGCGAGGACCUGGACUAUCUAUUUGGUUACUACACUGGGAUUCUAGCAGGGGGUACAGCAUUUCUAGCAGUCUAUUCUGCCUUCAAGAGGAACAGACCGUGGACGAACCCUGGACUCAUCCUGCCUGGGAUCGUGGCAGGCAUCAUGUGGGGCAUAGGCUCAGUUGGAGUGUUUUUGGCUAACAAAUAUCUCUCCCUUGCUAUCAGUAUCCCAUUUAUAACAACAUGCUUGGGGCAUUCUGCUCUUCAAAGAGAUAAAGGGUUGGAAGCACCUAUUGCUAUUUGCAGGAGCUCUAGGAGUAAGCCUGUGUGGACUGAUAAUGGAGGGAGUGUCUCACUGUGCCAUCGGCUGUCGAGUUGGACUCAACACUCAACAAAACAGCUAGCUAACCCUCAUUUCCCAAAACUGUGGAUGUCAAUUGUGUCAAAUGUCUGGUUUUGGCACAGUUCACCACAUGAUGAUUUGCUCGGAGUGUUCCUGGUCAGUGUGACUGGAGGCUCAGCGAGCGGCUGGAGCCACGAGGAAGAAGAAGAAGACUAUUCCCUCCUGUUGCUAGGGAGACGGAGCAACUCCAGCGAGGGCACCAGUUGGAAACCUGGCUCUCCGAGCACCUGGAUCUGCUACAGCACCGCAGGCAGCAUUACUCCAGAUGGAGGUCACGUCAACAUGAGCAGCUGUGGGGACGGGGGGAAGGAGAGUGACGUUUGGGUCGGCUGGGUGGGUGUGGUCAUUGCCGUCGUCUUCUUCGGCAGCAACUUUAUCCCCGUCAAGAAGUUUGAUACUGGAGAUGGUCUGUUCUUCCAGUGGAUGUUGUGUAUUGGGAUCUGGUUGGUGGGUCUGGUGGUAAACAUGAUCCUCCUCAUGCCCCCCUUCUUCAUCCCCUCCCUCCUCGGAGGGUUCCUCUGGACCACUGGGAACCUCAUGGCCGUCUCCAUCAUCAAGAUGAUCGGGCUCACCAUGGGCCUCACCGUGUGGGGCGUCACCAACAUGCUCUCCGGGUGGUUCAUCGGCACGGUCAUUCUGAAGGAAUCCAUGAAAUGUGCUCCCCUCAAUUACAGUGCAGUGGCCAUUGUAGUCAUCAGUGUCAUUGUCCUGGCAUUUGUAAAGAGCUCGGGGAAGAAGACAGACAACUCAAGAAGAGUGGCCGAAACCUCGCCUCUCCUCGCUGAACAGGACUCUCUAGAAGGUUCUCUCAGAGAUAAAGUGGUCCAGAGGGAGAGCGGGAGAGCCAGCAUUCAGAACUCGUACGACAAAUUGACCUUUAGCCCCUCGGCCCGGAAUGGGGGUGUGGGGUCUCAGGAAUGGGACGAGAGAGACGAGGAUUAUUCCUGGACCGACAAACUCGGAGUAUGGCCACGGAGAAUAAUAGGGUUCUCCCUGGCUCUGGUGGCUGGCGUUUUCUUUGGGACUCAGUUUAUUGUCAUAGAAUACAUGAAGCUCUGUACUGACAGGGCUCACAGCUGUAGCGGUAUGCUUGUCUCUCAUCCACACACACACAGGGCUCACAGCUGUAGCGGUAUGCUUGUCUCUCAUCCACACACACACAGGGCUCACAGCUGUAGCGAUAUUAACUACCUGUUUGGUCACUACAGUGGAAUACUGCUGGCCAGUACCUUUUACUUUGUUGUCUACUGUCUGCUAAUGAAGAACAGACCCAGGGUCUACCCCAAAGCCAUUCUCCCUGGUCUCCUCUCUGGGAUCAUGUGGGGCAUCGCCAUGGUGGGCUGGUUCCUGGCCAACCAGCGACUCUCUCUGGCUGUCAGUUUCCCUAUCAUCACCGCGGUAAGUCAGACCACACCCACCCAGCCACUCGUAAUCCCUCCUCUAAUUACCAGGGACCAGGGUUCGUCAGUUCAGCCUGGGGCAUCUUCAUCUUUAGAGAAAUCAAGGGUUGGAGGAAUGUUAUUCUCUAUUUCAUUGCCUUCUGCAUCUCGUUGAGUGGACAGAUCUUAGAUGGCUUAUCGAAAGGAACAGUCGAAUGUCACCCCAAAUAAUGCACACCUUAUAUUAUUGUGCACUGCUGGUUUUAACGUGUGUGAGUGUGUGUACAAGUUCAAUUUGUACUGAAAUUAAUAAAGAUAAAAUGAAAAGCACUGAAGUGCAA
This is a messenger RNA of Geodia barretti, 2959 nucleotides long. Lineage: Eukaryota; Metazoa; Porifera; Demospongiae; Tetractinellida; Geodiidae. The record is from the annotation of a GenBank genome assembly.